UCAAUUUUGCAUGGCGGACGUGCAAGUGGGUUCUGUUAUUUGUUGGUGAUAAUUUCAAUUAUUAUUUCUUUGAGAUUCCUUAUGGAAAGGCAAAUUUUCAUGUUACUUUUUCUUUGUGGACGUGCUUUAUUCAUCCCUUAACGUUGGAUAAUGUUAAAGUGUUAGUUUUUGUUAAAAUAGUGAGAACUGCAUAGGUUUUUCUCAAAAAUGGGAAAAUGUGACGAAGCUAAUGUCGAAGUUAGUAUGGGGGACUCGGCGUCCCCCAUGAAACCAGAUAAUUUUACAUUCACCGUGCCUCCAGAAGCCCCUGUCUUCGAACCAACACCAGAAGAGUUCUUGGAUCCUCUGGCGUACAUCAGUAAAAUAAGACCAAUAGCUGAAAAGUCGGGGAUUUGUAAAAUAAAACCCCCCGCGCAUUGGCAGCCACCAUUUGCGGUUGAUGUCGACAGGUUACGGUUUACACCCAGGAUUCAAAGAUUAAAUGAAUUAGAGGCUAUAACACGGGUGAAGUUAAAUUUCCUGGAUCAAAUCAUCAAGUUCUGGGAACUACAGGGCUCAGUAUUGAAGAUACCAACGGUUGAGAGGAAACCGUUGGACUUAUAUGCAUUGCAUAAAAUUGUUAAAGAGGCUGGUGGUUUUGAAGUAUGUUCAGCGGAACGGAAAUGGUCGAAGAUAGCUCGCCGCAUGGGUCACCCCCAGGGCAAAGGCAUCGGCUCGAUACUGAAAAGCCACUACGAACGGAUCCUGUAUCCGUACGAUGUUUUUAAGAACAAUGGAGCGGUCGGUGAUAAUAAGGAGACUAAAAUCGAAGUGAAAACUGAACAAACACCGGAAAAGGUGAACGCUCGCAGUCGCUCCGCGAGCAAGGGCCCUGCGGCGACUCCGCCCCCCGGCCGCCGGUACAAGAGCUCGGAGCCCGAGCCCGCGGAGGGCAGCCACACGGAGGGCGCUCUGCCCGGUGCUGAUGAUAAGAAGACACCGAUCAAGGAGGAACCUAUUGAGACUAGGCGGAGUCCGCGCGAGAACAAAUGGAUGUCCAGUGCCGCAAGUUGCGGCGCCCGCGCACGUGUGCUCCGUUCGACGCGUCUGCGCGAACAUCGCCUCAGUAACAUGACGGUGUCUGUGACGCCUGCACCGCCCUGCGCUACUUUGAGACCGGAUGAUCCGCUCGCAAAAUACAUGUGCCACAUAUGCGGGCGCGGUGACAUAGAGGAGCAGAUGCUAUUGUGCGACGGCUGCGACGACUCGUACCACACGUUCUGCUUAGUGCCGCCAUUGGCCGACGUGCCGAAGGGCGACUGGCGAUGUCCCGUGUGCUUGGCUGAGGAGGUAUCAAAACCGACGGAGGCUUUCGGUUUCGAGCAAGCGUCGCGCGAAUAUACGCUGCAGCAGUUUGGCGAAAUGGCUGAUCAGUUCAAAUCGGAUUAUUUCAAUAUGCCUGUACAUAUGGUUCCAACAUCAACGGUCGAAAGGGAGUUCUGGCGGGUUGUAUCAUCACUAGAGGAAGACGUGACAGUCGAAUAUGGAGCCGAUCUGCAUUCUAUGGAUCAUGGAUCAGGUUUCCCGACAAAAUCUAGCGCACACUUAUAUCCCGGCGAGCAGCAGUACGCCGAGUCCAGUUGGAAUUUAAAUAACCUGCCCGUUCUGGAAGGUUCCGUGCUCGGUCACAUCAACGCUGACAUCUCUGGCAUGAAGGUACCAUGGCUAUACGUCGGCAUGUGCUUCGCCACUUUUUGCUGGCACAAUGAAGAUCACUGGAGCUAUUCAAUCAAUUACCUGCAUUGGGGCGAACCGAAAACAUGGUACGGAGUACCCAGCUCCAAAGCUGAACAGUUCGAAGCGGCCAUGAAAGCAGAAGCUCCAGAGCUGUUCCAACUGCAACCAGAUCUGCUGCAUCAGCUCGUCACCAUCAUGAACCCCAAUGUGCUGAUGAAGGCUGGAGUACCCGUGUAUAGAACGGACCAGCACGCCGGCGAGUUUGUGAUCACGUUCCCGCGCGCCUAUCACGCCGGCUUCAAUCAAGGAUAUAACUUCGCUGAAGCUGUCAACUUUACACCAGCCGAUUGGUUAAAAAUGGGCCGCGAGUGCAUAGCCCACUAUUCGACGCUGCGCCGCUACUGCGUGUUCUCGCACGACGAGCUCGUGUGCAAGAUGGCGCUCGAGGCGGACUCGCUCAGCCUCACCGUGGCGCUCGCCGCAUACAGGGACAUGCGCACCAUGCUGCACGACGAGCGCAAGCUGAGGAAGGCGCUCUUGGAUUGGGGUGUAACAGAAGCUGAGCGGGAGGCGUUUGAACUAUUACCUGAUGAUGAACGCCAAUGCCACCUGUGCAAAACUACGUGCUUCCUAUCGUGCGUUACAUGCCCGUGCACGCAGCUGGUCGCGUGCCUGCGACACUUUCACCAGCUGUGCGCAUGCGCACCCUCUGCGCAUAAACUCAGAUACCGCUACACGCUCGACGAGCUACCCGCAAUGCUGGACAAGCUGAAACGCAAGUCGGAGCAGUUUCGCGAGUGGGCGGAGGCCGUGCAGAACGCGCUAGACCCGGACACGCCCAAGACCUGUGAUCUGGAUGGAUUGCGUGCGCAUUUGAAGCGGGCACACGAUCUUAAGAUGCACAAAACGGAGCUAGUCCGCGCGCUCGAAACGGCCAUAGAGGACGCGGAGAAGUGCGCGUCAGUGAUACAGCAGCUGGACCUGAACAAGAUGCGCACGCGCACACGCCACCACGACCCCAAGUACAAGCUCACCAUACACGAGCUGACGCUGUUCGCGGCCGAGAUCGACGGGCUGGCCUGCGUGCUGCCAGAAGGCUCAGCGGUGAAAGAAGUAUUGCGACAAACUGCCGAGUUCGAGGAUCGAGCCACGGAACUACUUAACGGUGAUUUGGAGGAAUGUGAUUCGUCAUCAGUCAGGGAGUUGGAAGAAGUGGUAGAAUUGGGCUCUCGUCUAUGCAUAGUACUCCCUCAAUUACCCGCGCUACAAGCUCGACUCCAACAAGAGAAGUUCAUCGUGUCUGCGCGGGAGCAUCGUGACGAUUGCGCAUCACUAACGCCGGAUAUUAUCGACAAACUGCUGCAAGAGGCGGCUAGUGUUGUGCCGCAUCGACGUGUCGAGGUGGAACGCGCUACGCUGUAUAAGUUGAAAUUGCAAGUAGAAGACUGGGAGCGUCGCGCCAAAGCAGUCCUUAUCGAUACAACCCCGCCCAAAGGGAGGGAGUCUAUCGAUGAUUUCGACAAGACGCACACAACACUAGCGGAAUUAGAUGCUUUAUUGGCGGAAGGCGAUGAUAUAGAGGCGGCGUUGCCAUCGCAACACGCGCUCAAAACUGCCGCCACUCACGCUAAGGAUUGGUUGUCUAAGGUGGAAGAAAUGCAAUCAAAAGAACUGUACCCGUACAUGCACAGCGUGGAAGCGUUAGUUAAACGCGCCAUGCAGAUACCCAUAUCGUUAUACGAGAAAGAUCAACUUGCAGCCGCGCUGCAAUCCGCUAAGGAGUGGAAACGCGGCGCUGCCGAGAUGUUUAUGAAAAAGAACUGGCCGUACACGCUUCUAGAAGCACUAUCACCGCGCACAGAAAGCACGCCAACGAGCACGAGCCGCAAGCGAGCACGUGACACGUCAGAAGAGCCGCCAUUGUUGAAACACUUUAGCGAAGACGCCACGCCCACUGAGAUUGUGGCCGCUUUCAAACAGGCGGAGUUGAGAGAACUAGCCGCUAUCAAGGAGCUGAGAGCUAAAAACAUGCGCAAAGAAGUGCGUUCCCCUCCAACCGCCGGUGUGACGUUCUGCACGUGCCAGAAGCGACAGUACGGGCUGAUGACGCAGUGCGAACUGUGCAAGGACUGGUUUCAUGCGUCGUGCAUAUCAACAUCACGUGACGAUCGCGAGGAACGUGACGAAUCACCGGAACGAGUUGAACUGCCGUUCCCGUGCGCGGACGCAAAGUUCCUGUGUUCAGACUGCACGCGCACUAAACGUCCGCGUUUACACCGUAUACUGGCACUGCUGGUGUGGCUACAAAAGCUACCCGUCCGUCUCGCGGAGGGCGAAGCCCUACAGUGCGUCACGGAGCGCGCGAUGGCCUGGCAGGACGCGGCCCGGGCUGUACUCGCGAGCCCCCAGCUGGCGGCCUACAGGACGGAUAGACGGGAUGGAACUGCGCCACGGUCAUCAGCGAGCGUAGAGCACGCGUACAGUGCGUCACCGCGCUCGCCGAGCAAUCGAGCCACGCCUUGCAUUCUGCAGAAAUUAGAGGACAUCAUGUUAGAGGGAGAUUUACUGGAGGUGCGACUAGAAGAGCAGGCGCAGAUCUGGAGCGCCGUUUCCGCAGUGCGGGGCGCGGAAGGGCGCCGUGGAGGGCGCGUGCUGGAAGCAGGGCGCCGAAAGCGGCCCCAUCAGCCUCGUCAUCACCAGCAGCUCAAGCGGAGCCGCCCGCACGGCACAUCAACAACGAAGACGAGCAUAAAGCGCGGCUCCACAACAACAACCAACUACCUGAACAGGAAGCAGGCGCUGUCAGCAGCAUCAGGGCUGAUGAUGCGCAAGCACUACAUGGCGCGACAGGAGAGGAGGAAACGCGGCAAACAUCCUCGGCAUACGAGAUUAGGUCAAGCGCGCGGUGGAUCAAGCGCGGGUAACAGCCGAGGUCGGGCGGAAACAGCGUCUCGACGCAGCAGCACAUCAUCACCGUCGUCCGCUGAUGAUGACGAGGAUUGCGCGGCCGCUGAUUGUUUGAGGCCUACUGGGAAAGUGGACUGGGUUCAAUGUGAUGGCGGUUGCGACCAAUGGUUCCACAUGCACUGCGUGGGGCUUAGCCGGGGUGCGUUACGUGAAGACGACGACUACGUGUGCGGCUCUUGUGCGCAACGCAGAGGCGACCGUUCUGACCGACAGCCGGAGCGGCACUGAGCGCGCUGCUACCCCCCACUCUUAUAUACCUGCCGUGUUGACGUUCUAGAAUGGAACAGCGCAUGCGUGAUGACGUCAUCUCGCCAUUUGAAAGCGUUCUAGAACAUUCGGUGCGACGCACGCAUAAUAUUAUAUGAUCUUGAUCUCAGUGAGCGUCACUGAAUGUGUUAACAUCGCGUAUACAUUUAUAUAUGACCUAUUAUGAAAAUAUUAAGAAUUGCGCAUGCGCAGUUAAAGCUCUUAUAUGGAUAUGAUAUUCUACAGAUAUUGACAAUUAUCUGGAUUCUAGUAAAAGAUCCGGAUUCAAUCAAUUUGAUGUUCUACAACUAUGUCAUCUUUACUUAAUUAAAAUGUAUAUGGAACCCAAAUUCAUGUUUAUAUAAACAAAAAAUACAGGGAUCCGAAUUACAAGUAUUUUUAAUACUUUUAAUACUGAAAAUAUCUUAAUAGAUGUCGCUAAUAAGCAAGUGAACAAAGACCAACGCAUUUUCUAAUAGAAUUUUUUGGAAUUUUCUAGAACGUUCAUUGAUAAAUUACAAAAAAUAACAUUAAAAGAUUGUGUCUAUGCACACAAUUCACACGGCCUAGAUUCACAACUCUAUACAAUAAAUUACAAAUUCUCAUGCAAAAUUUGUUUUCUAAAACUUAAAAAUACGUCUAUGUGUAGAGAUGAAUCACUAGGCUAAUGAUAAACAUCUGAAUUAAAUAUAAAACUUAUUAUUGUACAUCGAUAUUAUGUAUCAUAAUAUAUUGUGAGUUCAAUGUAUAAUGUGUUUACAUUUAUUGAAAGUUUAGAUAGAGACAUACAUCUAUUUUUCUAAUCGCAUCUUUGAUACAGCUAUCUCUUUCUAUCGCUUACGAGUUUCAUAAACUAAAACGAGAUGCAUAGCGUCAGUAUUGACAAAAUAGUGCUAUCUCGCUCUAGUGUAUGGAGUUUUUGGGUGUUGGAAAGAGAUAGCGUUAUAUGCGAUGUUAGAAUAGCUUGGCUGUCUAUUCUCAAACAGGAAUAUGUAUAAGAUUAAGGACUUAACACUGUGAUUAUAAAUUCUAACGAACACAUAAAUUCAUCACAACUUAAAAAAAAUAUAAUAAAUUAUUUUUUUGUGUGUUCGAUAGAGUUCACACGACAUGUGUAAAGAUAAUAAAUAAUAAUAAAUGUAUUUUUAAAUAUAUUUUUAAUUUAAGUACGCGUUAGUGUUGAUCAUGAACAAAUAAACGAAUUGAUUCUGCUUUUUAUAUAAUUAAAUUCGUUUUUCAUUUUACGAUAAAAUAUAUUAACAUUCGCUUGGAUGCGAGCACAAAUUUAAUGUGUCGUUUAUUAGUUUUGUAUCAAGUAUGAUAAUGCUUAUUUUUUAAACGGAUUACAGUUUUUAAUGCCCUUCUAACGUUAUUGUUUUUCUCUCAAAACAUUUAUCGAUAAAACACAAUCGUCUUGUAUUUAUUGGUUGAUGGAUAGAGGACCAAAUUCUGUCGUAAAUACAUAAUUUUGACUUCCAUUCGUAAUGUAUUUUAUUUUGCUACAAAUUCGUACCUGGAGAGAUUAUUCCAGAAUAUUUAUAUAUAACAACGUUAAAAACCCGCAGUCAUCAAACUCAUUUCAAAAUAUUUAUCACUUUGUCAAAGUAUAUCGCAAAUGUCACAGCCAAUCCAUACCAUAAUAGCGUUAUUUAUUGUGAUGAAUUUAUUUUUUUUAUAUUAUUAUCAUCAUUUUUCUUGUUAAAGAACCCACUUUGCAAACUUUAUUUAAUAUUAAUAUAUUAAGCUUCGAAUCAAUAGACAAAUUGAAUUAUACAACUAUCUCAUUCGCACUUAUACGAGUGAGUGAGUUAGAAUACGAAGGUAAGCGAGAUAGCAUGAUCUCGAUUGUGUUUUUCAACAUUCUAUUGAUUGUUUCAUUACAUAUGAAUUUUACUUUUUCAACAUAAAACUGGGAUAUAAAAAUAUAUUAAAAUUAUUUAUUCGCGACCGAACCCCCUUUUUUAUUUUUACGCAUGCAUAUUUUGAUGUCAGUAGAACAAUUUUACAGAAAUGAUCAUAAAUAAAUGUUUUUUGAUAGUAAAUAAAGUAAUCAAAUAAAUUAAUCAAUUUUUAUCUAUAUUGGUGUUUAGUCGUUGAAGGUUUAAUUCGUUACAUUGAUGUUAGUAGCCGUGUCCCAUAGAGAGAUUCAAUAGUCAAAUCUUGAACUCUAUGCUCUAUGAAAUAAAGUCUUUUUGUCUCAAAAAUAUGUAAUUUUUAAUCUUUGUGUCUGACUAAGGGUGGGUUUGGAAUAAUGGAGAUUUUUUAAUUAGGUCUUUUACCACGCAAAAGCGACUUUCUAGUAAAAUCAAAAUUAUUAAAUUAAUAUUGAGUAUACGUACAGUCUGAACUCACCCUUAUAUCAUCGUUUUUUGAGAUGAAUUCAAGCGUUUUCAAAUAUUGCGUGGAAAAAUGAACUUUAUUGUCAAGUGAUAAAGUUCGGUAUUGGCUUUAGCGGACGUGAUUUUAUUGAUAAAAUUGUAAAAAUUCGUCCAAAGGUUUAGGAUUAAAGACAUUGGACUUGGGUGGUGGUCGGAGCCAAAUUAUUGAAAGUGUUCAAAAUUUUGUAAAGAAAACAAAUAAAAAAUAACGACUUGAAAACGCUUUUAGUGAAACCUUAUGAAGUUAAAAAAAAAUUGUAAAUAUUUUUCAAAUGUUAGAUGCAAAUUUUUUAUGUGUAUUUUAGAAUUGGACUUGUGAAUUUGAGUGUGUGAUCAUUGUCUGAUAUGCCGAUAUACAUCUUCAUAGGAAAUCUUCAUCAGUGAUAUGUGGAUAAUUAUUAUUAUUUUGUUAUGGAGUGUACGCCGAGACUUUGUCAUGUUGUUAAAUGUAAAAACGAUGAAAUUGUCCGAUAUUUAAAUCGUAUCUUGAUGUAUUAUUUGUAAGGCUUUUUAGAUUUAUUUUACUUUGGCCCGAUUUCUCAAUCCUUGGUUAAAACUUAUCCGUCCAAUAAAGUAUUCCACGAUAAUAUUAAAAUGUCACCAUUAAACUGGCAAAUCAGAACAAUAAUAAAAUGCAUUUUUGAAAUGUUAGUUUAAUACGUUAUCCGAAGAAUAAGUUUUAACAAACGAUUGAAAAAUCAGCCCUUAAAUGCUUCAUAUGAAUUAAGCUGUGACUUUAAAUUAUUUUUCUAGCCCGUUAGAUAACAUUUUGGACUGUGACUAGAUUAUCUUUCACAAUUAGGUUUCGGUUGUUUUUAAAUAUACGUGUUGUUGCCAUGGUUCGUGAAAUUGGGGAAUUUGUUUUACCUGAGUUUUACGAAUGUGUGAGAGGACAAAGUUUGAUACAAUUUCAAAGUGUCGCAUAUCAUAAAGGAAAACAGGAUUCGAUGUUAUUGGUCUAUACGAUGUUGUGAUCAAACUGGGCCUUAAUCUAAUUCGUAUUGAUAAUGCUUUUCUCUAAAGCAUAGCGUAAAGUUGCGUUGUAUUUUCAGACAUUAUUGUUGACUGACUGUGGAUGAUUGUGUGAUGCAUACUUAUGUAUUGCGUUCAAUGUUUAUUUUUAUUGUUUCCAAUUCUGCGUUCUAACAUCGAUUGCGUAAUCGCAUCGCGGAUAUUUUUAUUCAUUUCACAAAUUGUUUAGAAUUAUUUAUAAUAUAUGUAAUAAUUUUUAUAAAUUGUACACUUGUAGUUUCGUUCCUAAUUUAUAUAUAAAUAAAUAUCAAGCGAAUGUGAACUUUAUGCUAUGCACGUUAUUAACAAAUUGUAAAAGUUUCUGAUCUGAUGUUAAACUUUAUAUUAGGGUGCGAAUGGCGUUGUACAGAACUACAGUAGUUAAGUGUCGUGUGUGCAACUAUACGGGGAGGGGCGUGUAACAUAUGUCUAUAAGUGAUUUAGUAAAUGGUAAGAUGUUAGAUGUGAUUAUAAUAGGCCCAUUCGCCGAGUAUGGUUGGACACGGCGACGGUUAUUGUGUACCAAAUAAUAUAGAAAAUUAUUAAAUA
This is a messenger RNA of Colias croceus (clouded yellow), 8867 nucleotides long. RefSeq names its product lysine-specific demethylase lid-like (gene Kdm5). Gene Ontology annotation, biological process: chromatin remodeling. Gene Ontology annotation, molecular function: histone demethylase activity; DNA binding. The transcript has 30 exons. Bases 208 to 4911 code for a protein of 1567 amino acids. Lineage: Eukaryota; Metazoa; Arthropoda; Insecta; Lepidoptera; Pieridae. Gene Ontology annotation, cellular component: nucleus. The record is from RefSeq and is a predicted model, not a curated record.